ACUCGAUAACUGACGUAACGCUCCUGACAAGUCAGCGCGUCCCCAACCAAAUUAAUUACACCCAAAUAUAAUUUUAUUUUUAGUAACUGUAAAUUUCUCCGUUCUCGCUCAGCGCAACCAAGGAGAUCUACUACUACUGUGAAUUCGUGCUCGUCACUGUUGAUUCUUGAUUAUCGAAGCUUUUUACGUCAAUACGGUGUCGCAUUGAGAGCCAAGCUUCGGGAAAUUUUGUUCAUGUUAUCGUGAUUGUUGGUGAUUGAUGACAGAAGAGAGUCAAGGACUGACAGUGAAUUUGAUUCUCGAAGCAUAAUUGGAAACAUAUACAUUUCGGUUAUUAGGCUUCAGAAUUGGAGGGUUGGGUCGAGGAAUUGAGUUGCUAAAGGGCAUUCCGAUCGUGAGUCUUCGUGCAUAGCUAACAGGUUUGAAGUAUUUGAAGCUAAUAUGAUGGAUGAUGUAAUGGAGACCGGGAAUAUGGGGCACUACCAGGACAGGUUGAGGACUUUCCCAAAUAUGCGCACAAAACCAUACACACCAUUGAUCUUUCGCAUUCUCAUGAGAUUCAAUGUCCGAGUUCUUUUUCUGUUUCUGCUCUUUGGGUUUGGAGCUAUUUUUUAUGUUGGUGCAAGUACCUCCCCGACCAUUAUAUUUGUAUUUGCAGUAUGCAUCACAAGUUUCUUGGUAGCAAUGUAUCUAGCUAAAUGGGUCCUUGCAAAGGACGAGGGACCUCCUGAAAUGACUCAGAUAUCAGAUGCAAUACGCGACGGUGCUGAAGGUUUUUUCAGAACUCAAUAUGGAACUAUCUCCAAGAUGGCCAUAUUACUAGCUGGAGUGAUUCUCUGCAUAUACCUAUUGCGUAGUACAACUCCUCAGCAAGAAUCUUCUGGCCUAGGAAGGUCUGCAUCUGCAUAUAUUACUGUUGCUGCUUUUCUUCUAGGGGCCAUGUGCUCUGGUGUUGCUGGAUAUGUUGGCAUGUGGGUCUCAGUACGUGCAAAUGUUAGAGUCUCGAGUGCUGCAAGGCGGUCCGCAAGGGAGGCACUGCAGAUAGCUGUCAGGGCUGGCGGAUUCUCUGCUAUUAUGGUAGUUGGUAUGGCUGUAGUUGGUGUUGCCAUUCUCUAUUCCACAUUUUAUGUCUGGCUAGGGGUGGGUUCACCAGGUUCUAUGAAGGUCACAGACUUGCCCCUUCUUCUCGUGGGUUACGGUUUUGGUGCAUCCUUUGUUGCCCUCUUUGCUCAGCUUGGUGGAGGUAUAUACACAAAAGCAGCUGAUGUUGGCGCUGACCUUGUUGGAAAAAUAGAGCAUGGAAUACCUGAAGACGAUGCUAGGAAUCCUGCAGUGAUUGCUGAUUUGGUAGGAGACAAUGUGGGUGAUUGUGCUGCUCGAGGUGCGGAUCUAUUUGAAAGCAUAGCAGCAGAAAUCAUCAGUGCUAUGAUACUGGGAGGAACAAUGGCUGAACGCUGCAAAAUUGAAGAUCCCUCGGGCUUCAUUCUGUUUCCUCUUGUUGUUCACUCGUUUGACCUAGUGGUAUCAUCUGUUGGAAUAUUUUCGAUACGGGGAACACGGGGUUCUAACUUAAGUGGUGGUGCAGAAGAUCCAAUGAUGAUUCUUCAGAAAGGAUAUUCUCUUACAAUAUUAUUAGCGGUUCUAACCUUCGGGGUGUCUACACGCUGGAUGCUUUACACGGAGCAAGCGCCUUUAGCCUGGCUGAAUUUUUUUUUAUGCGGUUUAGUUGGAAUCACAACCGCGUAUGCUUUUGUCUGGAUCACUAAGUACUACACUGAUUACAAGCAUGAGCCAGUACGAACAUUGGCUCUUUCUAGCUCUACAGGGCAUGGAACUAACAUCAUCGCGGGUAUCAGUUUGGGUCUGGAAUCCACAGCUCUUCCUGUUCUGGUCAUAAGCGUAUCUAUAGUUUCAGCUUUCUGGUUAGGCCGCACCUCUGGACUAGUGGAUGAAGCUGGAAAUCCAACUGGCGGGUUGUUUGGGACCGCGGUAGCGACAAUGGGAAUGCUAAGUACUGCAGCAUAUGUUCUCACUAUGGACAUGUUUGGUCCAAUAGCUGAUAAUGCUGGUGGGAUUGUAGAGAUGAGCCAGCAGCCUGAAAGUGUUCGAGAAAUCACCGAUGUUCUUGAUGCUGUUGGAAAUACCACAAAAGCUACCACUAAAGGUUUUGCUAUUGGAUCUGCAGCUCUUGCAUCAUUCCUCCUGUUUAGUGCUUAUAUGGAUGAAGUAGCAUCAUUUGCUCAUGAACCUUUCAAGCAGGUUGAUAUUGCCAUUCCAGAAGUAUUUGUUGGUGGAUUGUUGGGCUCCAUGCUUAUUUUCCUCUUCAGUGCAUGGGCCUGUGCUGCAGUUGGGCGGACUGCACAAGAAGUGGUUAAUGAAGUAAGAAGACAGUUCACCGAGAGACCAGGCAUUAUGGACUACAGGGAAAAGCCAGAUUAUGCCCGGUGUGUAGCAAUUGUUGCGUCUGCAUCUUUAAGAGAGAUGAUAAAGCCUGGAGCUUUGGCUAUUGCAUCACCUAUAGUUGUUGGUUUAGUUUUUAGGUUAUUAGGGUUCUAUACAGGGCAAACUCUUUUAGGGGCAAAAGUUGUAGCUUCCAUGUUGAUGUUUGCAACUGUAUCUGGUAUUCUCAUGGCUCUUUUCCUUAACACUGCUGGUGGAGCCUGGGACAAUGCUAAGAAAUAUAUUGAGACAGGAGCUCUUGGAGGCAAAGGGAGUGAUUGUCAUAAAGCAGCAAUUACAGGGGACACUGUUGGAGAUCCAUUCAAGGACACGGCUGGACCUUCAAUCCAUGUUCUCAUUAAAAUGCUUGCGACGAUCACCCUUGUCAUGGCUCCUGUGUUUCUAUGAGGGUGCACCCUCUGAAUCCUCUUCCCUUAAAACAUUACAUAUUGCACACACAUAACUAGAAUCAUGUCUUAACAGCAGGGCCUGAGGAUUUUUUUUUUUGGGGGAGAGGGGUGCCUGUAGCUACAUCGGGAAAUAUUUGUUUCCAUUUGAAUUUGACCGAGGCUCUAAAGUUAGUAUGAGUUUAUCUGAACAUGUUUGUUUAUUUCUUAUAGAGAUCGUAAACAUACUGCUCUUAAACUUUGUGGUGCUUGGAGUAUAGAACGGUAAUGUUAUGGCGUCUGCCGUCUAGUACUAGCAACUUGAAAUUUUGAAAGGUUCGCGGGACAUUUAUGUAACUGCAAUAUCUUAGUUUAAACUUCAAAUUUGUGGUUUGAA
Daucus carota subsp. sativus is the source of this 3222-nucleotide messenger RNA. Its product is annotated as pyrophosphate-energized membrane proton pump 2. Gene Ontology annotation, cellular component: membrane. The record is from RefSeq and is a predicted model, not a curated record. The transcript is spliced from 15 exons. Bases 442 to 2847 code for a protein of 801 amino acids. NCBI's taxonomy places the organism in Eukaryota, Viridiplantae, Streptophyta, Magnoliopsida, Apiales, Apiaceae. Gene Ontology annotation, molecular function: inorganic diphosphate phosphatase activity; diphosphate hydrolysis-driven proton transmembrane transporter activity. Gene Ontology annotation, biological process: proton transmembrane transport.